Saitoella complicata NRRL Y-17804 is the source of this 481-nucleotide messenger RNA. RefSeq names its product costars family protein. The transcript is spliced from 2 exons. The record is from RefSeq and is a predicted model, not a curated record. NCBI's taxonomy places the organism in Eukaryota, Fungi, Ascomycota, Saitoellomycetes, Saitoellales, Saitoellaceae. Gene Ontology annotation, biological process: regulation of actin filament-based process. The coding region runs from base 46 to 309 and encodes 87 amino acids.
CUUCCAACCACAACACAACACCAUUUCCAUAACCGAUCUAUCACAAUGACAAACAUCGACGAAGAAAUCAAGCACCUCGUCACAGAGCUUCAGCGCCUAGGCGCGCCCGAGAAGCCCGUCAAGUUCGGCACUUUGGUUCGUGAUGAGCGUGCAUCGAAUAUCUUCGAGGCACUCAACGGCACACUCCGCGCCGCCAAGCGACGAAAGGUCAUCGAUUUCCAGGGAGAGAUGUUGUUGCAGGGGGCACAUGACGAUGUUGACAUUGUUUUGUUGGAGCCGUUGAAGAGCAGUGGAAUGUGGGCUGCUUGAUGAUCAGGGAAAUGAGAUGGAAUGGUGUUAUGAUAUAAAGUGGACGUCUAUGUAGAUGAUGAGGAAUAAGGGAUGAUGUUCGUCUGAUCCGGGACAGCACGUACUACGUGCAAUGAAGGCAACAGCAAAAAGGACCCAAUUACUAUCUCGAGGAAUACCAUUUUCUCCGCAA